Molecule: messenger RNA, 1035 nt
Organism: Suillus paluster
Lineage: Eukaryota; Fungi; Basidiomycota; Agaricomycetes; Boletales; Suillaceae
Exons: 3
Coding region: 1-1035 (344 amino acids)
Source: RefSeq, a predicted model, not a curated record
AUGGCUCAUCCCUUCGCUCAAAAAUUCAGUCGACUAGCCACGCAGAGUUGCCUCUUCUGCAACAAACCGACCACCGACAUGGUUAGGCACGUAUCUGUCCACAACGAAGACCCUCAGUUAACCUUCAACUUGCUGGGUAUUGUCGUCAUUGCAAAACAGGUGCAUUCCAAGGGUUACCAGUGUCCGUUCCUCAAAUGCUCCUUCACGGGGCUGCCUGCGGCCCUAUACGCCCAUUUGACCGGCCAUAUUACUUUAACAGGACAAGAACAUCAACAGACCCAUCCUAUCUCGCAUUCGCCUUCGAUUUCCACAGAAACCUCUACCCCGGCCUGCAGCACCCCGACCCUGAGCGCUAACAGUACGGGCUUAGUCACCCCAAUCUCGCAGGCAUUCAGCGAGCCUCCCAACAAGAAGCGAAGAAUCGAGCCUCCCUCUUCACCCUCCCCUGCCACCGCUACGACACGCCCCGAUACGAUCCCCACGGAACGCGCUGAAAAGCUUGAAAAAAUCAGUGAUUACAUCGAAGAUAACUUGGGCUGCUGUCCCUUUCACAGUAUAUCGUCGUCCCUUGAAAUUGUCAACCAGCACUCAGAACUCCGUCACUGUGAUCUCAUCGACACCACCCUAUACAAGACUGUUUUCCGCAAGACUAUGCGCAAGAUUGUCAACAGCAACAUACUGUGCUUCUCCUGCUGCGGUUGCAAGAACUUUCACCAUCCUGUGGAACGUUCAUGCGACAGCGAGGCUCUCCAGGACAUCUGGAUCGGCAUCCCUUACCUCAUCUUCUGCGUCCCUGCGAUCCAACGCAUCGUAUUUGGAGUUCUCGGCAAGCAUAAUUACCAUCAGGUCGUCCAUGACAUCGAGUCCUUCGUCCUCUGGCUCUUUCAGGCAUCGCCUCGCAACAGUGUCCCCACGAGAGCAACCCCCAACGCCUUCGACCUGUUGAUUGCUUUCUCGUCGUGCUCUCAAGAGUUUUCAAACAUCGAGUGGGCGGACGCACUGGCGGAAGCAAAUGAAAGGAUCGCGGACUUAUAG